Molecule: messenger RNA, 3696 nt
Organism: Girardinichthys multiradiatus
Lineage: Eukaryota; Metazoa; Chordata; Actinopteri; Cyprinodontiformes; Goodeidae
Gene: tango6
Product: transport and golgi organization 6 homolog (Drosophila)
Exons: 18
Coding region: 146-3340 (1064 amino acids)
Biological process (GO): protein secretion
Molecular function (GO): protein binding
Source: RefSeq, a predicted model, not a curated record
GAUGACGUCAUAUAUCGGCGCCGGUGUGAUGUGUUUUUAGCCGGAGCGACGUGCAGCCUAAUGUAGGAGGAAAAAGGGUUUUAUAUUAGAAAGAGGUAGCAGCUCUGAGUUGUUGUGGACCGCUGAUAAAAGUUAGCAGUCUGAGAUGACCUCUGACAUCUUCUCUGCCAUACAUUUCCUGACCAGACCUCUGAGCGAAGCGUCUGCGCAUACUUCGCAGCAGGAGGCCCUUCAUGCUGCUCUGGGGGCCAACAGGGCCCUUCUUCUGAAGCGGCUUCAGAGCGACAGCAGCCUGCAGCAGGUUGGAAGGUUGAGGGAGGAGGUGAAGGCAGCAGCUGAUUGGUUCUCUAGCGAGACACAAGACAUCACAUGGAGCUUCGUUCAGGAGUGUCUCCUCCUUCUGCUCACCUUAACUCAACAUCUGACCAAUGAACUGAAGCGCUUCCAGGAGGCCCAGCCUUCUUCUUCAGGAAGACUCCGCACGCCUGAGAUGGCCCCACUGUUACCCCCCGACGUCCUGAGCGUCUCCCAGCAGAAGACGCUCAGCGCUGCCCUGCAGUUUGUGGUUUCGCUGGGGCUCUGCCCCUACCUGGUCACCGGGGUCGGUAUCCCACUGGGCCGCAGGUCAGCGUUUGGUGCUGUGGUGGAAAAACUGAUCCAGAAGGAGGCAUCGCCCCCAGCAGGACGCCGCCUGCUUACCACAACAAGAGUCCUGCUGCAGGUAUCGGAGCUGGCCACUCUGGCCACGCUGGUGUUUACAAGACAUCUAGGAGACAUUAUGGCAGCACUGUGUCAGCUCGGCUAUGAGCCGCACCACAAGGACAACAGGCCACUCAGCACUGAUGAGUGUCGGUCAUGUAAAGAGGCCCUCAGAAACCUCCUUGGAAAAGUCUACCAGCCCAUUGUCAUCAAGGAGCUGCUGAUUCUUCAAGGUGGACCCAAACAGUCGGGUCCAGCUGGGAGCUCCGUUGGAUCCAGCGGCAGCAGCAGAGCCGCUCUGGGUUCAGCUCCGGCCUGGCUGAGGCGUCUCUGCGGUCAGCUGCUGUCCAAGCGUCUGAUGCAGCCAAACGGUGUGCAGGCGGUCGUCAGAGCCAUCCUGGAGGGAGGAGCGGGGGGCGACUCAGAUUGGAGGAAAUGUGACGCUGUGGCCCGGAUCCUGGUGGCCUGCCCCCAACAGUCGGCCUCAGCAGAUGGGUACUUCAGACUGGUCUGUCCUCAGAUCCUUGAACUCCUGCACUUCCAAGACAAGCUGACGGCCCAGCAGUUCCAGCGAGUUGCCACCAGAGCGGCGCUCUCGAUGGUGCAGGAAAGGCGCAGCUUUGCUCAGCAGUACCUUCUUGGCCCACUGCUGGCUCCGCUGCACCGGUGCAUCACUGCCUCUGUUGAGGAGCACCCACAGGUCGCUGUGGAGGAGUCUGAGCUCACUCGCUGUUUGGAGGAUGUGUACAAGGUCUGGGUGGUUGGAAACGGUCCAUCUGCGACUCUCCUCACGGCGCUCGAAGAAGUUAUUCCUGUCAUCUUCACGCUUUUCUGUUUUACCAAACAGAGCGUCUCCCAUCUGCGCGGCCCCUGUCAGGAAAUUUUGCUGUGGUUCCUGAACAAUUCAGAGACCUCUGCAGCACUUUCAUCACUGAGGCAGCUUUCUGGCCUGAGGGAACAUAAGAACGACGUGGCGGUGGAGUUCUACUUCACGGCGGGCAGCGAUGGAGGCGUCAGGCUCGAGUGCAGACAGACCUGCAGUGAUGAGGAUGAGGAGCUGUACGAGAAGCUGUCAGGGGAGCAGUGGAGGCUGGAGUGUCUGAUGCAGCUGCUGGCUCAGCUCAAAGACUCUGACCUACCUGGGGAUUUCUUCCUGGACCUGCUGCAGGAGCUGACCAGUUGGGCCGUGGCUGCAGAUGAAGAGAUUGAUGAGAAGAAGGUGGAUGUGGCGGCCAUGACGCUGCUGGAGGUGGAGCAGCAGCUGCUGGGUGGAUCUGAGAGACAAGCUGAGAAGCUAGCUCUGCUUCAGGUGCUGGCUGUGAUGGUGGAGUGUCUGCAGCAUGACAAGCUGCUGAGGAGAACCUCACAGGUUGUGGACUUCAUGGUGUCCUUGCUCCAGAGGGCCUGUGUUGGCCUGGAUGUGGCCUCAGGGCCAAAUGUUGGGAACCCAGUGGAGAGCCAGACGCUGAGCAUGGGGAUGGGCCUGGUGGCGACUCUGCUGUCUGCACCUCAGCUCAGCUCAGAGGACUAUUCCUGUAUGUCGAGGCUGCUCCCGCCUCUGGAGGCGCUGUCUCAGCAGCAUCCCGACAUGGUCAUCCAGGAGCUGGCGUCCAACCUCAGAGCCAUCAUUGCCACUCACGGCGCCUACCGGCCUGAAAAGCUUGCAGAUGCUGCCCAAAGCUCCAGAAACCCUGAGGGAACUCCGAAGAAGAACAAAAUGAAGAGUGAUGGAAAAAAACAGGAGACACCUGCCAGCACCCACAGCAGGUUCCCACAGUCCUCACAGCAUCCCAGUCCAGCAGGUAGGGGAGGGACCUCCAGCUCAGAUGACCCUGAUCCAAACAACAAACCUUUCUCUGACUGGCUGCUAGAGGCAUGCGACCCAGAGGUGCCCACCCGAGCGUUCGCCCUGAGAGUCCUGACCCAGAGGGUGCAAUGCAGAGACCCAGAGGCCGUCCGGGCUCAGGAGAAGGUCCUCACGCUCUUCCUGGAAAACCUGGAACAUGAAGAUGCGUUUGUCUACCUGUCAGCCAUCCAAGGUCUGGCUGUUCUGGCUGAUUCCUACCCGGGUCGGAUCCUCGAGAGGCUCCUGAAGGAUUUCCAACACGGCCCCUCCCUCCCUUCGUCCAACAAGGGGCGCUCGCUGGAGACCCGGCUGAAGGUGGGAGAGGUCCUGAUGAGGGCGAGCAGAGCGAUGGGGGAACUGACGCCUCACCUAGGCCGUCCUCUGGUGAGCGUCUUCCUGCAGGGAACCAGGGAUCCGGACCAGAGUGUCCGAGCCAGCAGCCUGUCCAACCUGGGGGAGCUCUGCCAGAGACUGGACUACUCUCUGGGACCGCUGGCACAAGAGUUGAGCUCCUGCCUGACAGCUCUAAUUAAAACAGAGAAGGAGGCCGAGGUGAGGAGAGCGGCUGUCCACGUCAUCGCUCAGCUGCUCCGAGGCCUCAGCGAUAAAACCACCCAGGUUCUCAGGGACGUUCUCCUGGACCUGUACCGGGCCCUGAAGUGGGUGGUCCGCUCAGACCUGGAUGAGGUGGCCGUGCUCCAUGCGCAGCUGGCUCUGGAGGAGCUGGAUGACAUGAUGAGGAGGUUCAUCUUCCCAGAGCAGAAGCUGGAGAAGAAAAUUGUCGUCCUGCCCUAGAACAUUGGUAGAACUUUGAAGAGCAGAACCACUAAAGCAGGGAAGCUCUGUAAGAACCUCGCCUCCUUCGCCAUGCGGCUCCGGGUCAAUUCCUACCCAUCCAUUAUCAUUUGGUACCUGUAAACAAACCAAUUUUCAGCCCGUCUAAUUAAACCAAGAUGUAUACUUUUAUUUUUUACUGAAGCUAAGUAUUUUCAUCAGCUGUGCAGAUAAAUGGUCAUAAAAUGCUCAAAUGUGAUUCUUUAAUUCAUUUGUAUGUAUUAUUUUCUGAAAACUUUAUGCUCUUUAUUUGCAUUUUUCUGUUUUGAUCUCAUUUGGAACGAUUAUGACUCCUGAUUAAACCAAAGUUACUAUGA